GUCCCCGUUUCAAACACCAACUGCCGCCUAGCUCCAGCCCGGCCGGAGGUACAGAGUGGGGAGGGCGCGACAUUUGGACGAACCAAUCACAGGAGAGCAGGGGCAGAGCGGCGAGCUGUGAUAGGGCGGCACCACUACAGUCUGCAGCAGCGCAGCUCGCUAGCUCGGAGUCGUGCAAUACAAAAUACAUGCAUGCUGCGUAUGGGAACUACAUGGAGUUUGCUACAGACAACAAUGUUAGUACAUCACAAAAGCCAUCAGAGCAGCUUGAGGAAUCAUGGGGUACUUCAGCAAGUGACAACACUGAUGAUGAACAAGAGGACCUGCCUUUUGAUGGGAUCCUUGAAUGUUAUUUAGUUCCAAAUUUAGACCAGGAUCAGGUAAACCAGCCUGGUAUCCUUUCUGCUUCUCAUACAGCAUUGAUUAGUCUUCAGGAAAUGAACAGUGAAAUAGAUUCUGAAACUGCUGAUGAUGACGCCAUCUAUUCCAUGGAAAGCAGCGAUGUGUUUAGUUUGUCUGAGACGGUUUCCAAGCAUGUGACUGAGGCCGAUGGAGAAACAGAACAUGAAAGUGAGAAGUUAAUAACCAUUCCUACAAUAAUACCAGAUGUUCUCCUACGUCACUUUACAGGCGAUGGCCUGCUGAGUCCGUGUGAUUUUAUAGACUAUGAAACUAUGCCGGAAAUAUCCAUAGCUGAAAGCAGUAGCGAAACAGUAAUUAGCAGAAAAAGUUACACAGAGCUUAGCCAAUGUGAUUUCAGUACAGAACAACAAGAGGAUUUCGAGGACGAAUAUCUGGAACUGUACCAAAAUGAAAACAUUGAUAUCCAGGAGGAAGUGUUAAAUAAUGAGAACAAUCCUCAUACAGAUGAGAACUCACCAAAAGAAAAUACUGAAAGAAAUGUAUCUGAGUGUAUACAGGAGAGCGUGGGAUUUAAUGAAUUGCUACCUGAUUGUGUGGAUGAUAAGAGCCAGUAUCCUAAAUAUAAUCCAGAAAGGAGACCUUCAUAUGAAAUAAAAUACGGCCAAGGACAGGUUCAUUACAAACUUCCUGAUUUUUCAAAAGUGCUGCCAAAGGUAAAAAUACCUAAGGGUGAUAUUGGCGUCGUUAAAUCUUUUCCGGCAUUAACGAGUGUAGUAUCUUCUCCCAAUUUAGUGGGACAAUCAUUUGCUAUUCAAGAUAUACUGGAUUCCAUGCAACCAUGCAUGCAGCAAGAGCAAAGAAAGGAAGCUGCCCUUUCUUCUGACCAUCUGCACAUACAGGGCUCAGAGGCUUCACUUUAUACUGCUGACUUCAACAAGAUCAUCUCUAUAGCUACUCCAGCAUCUGAAUGUUUUACACCAGACUCAUGUCAGUCUGUCAACCAUAUAGAGACACAAGCAGAAGGGAUUCUCCUGGAACUAUGCACAGAAGAUGCUCCUCAGACAUCCAAGUCAGCUGAAGACAUUAAGGGAUCACAGAGUACAGAGGGAGCAGAGGUUCCAACGGAGGGAGAAAAGAUGUCCAGAAUACUUGCUGAACAAGCUCAGAAGCUGAAAAUGAAAGGAACUAGCCAUUCUCAAUGGAAGCAGAUGUGGCAGAAACUAAUCAGAGACCAUGGGAUUGAAAGCUUUACUGGUUGUCUUUUUAAGAAGUCAUUGCCUAGAAAAGAAGAGCUUCUGACUUUCCAAAACUUGAAAUUAUGCCUAGAGAGUCUGGAACUCAAUUACUUGUCUGCCAAAGAAAAGCAUCGUGAUUUGCAGCUGCAGAUAUACAGGACAAAUUCCCAAACAGUGGGAGAAUUUGACUUAGAAAGAGACAUAGAAGGACAGAUAUUCAGACUGGGCAUGUUACUAGAAGAUAUUCAAGAACAAAUAAAUCAAAGUGAAGAUAGUGUAACCGUAUCUGCAUCUCCCACCACUCCACAGGAAACUCAUUCCUUGCCUUACCCAGAGAAGAAAACAGGACAUACCACAGACCCAAUGGUAAACAACAUCAAUGAGGUAGAAAUAUUAAGUCAAGAAGAGGAGAUGGCCAUCUUAUUGCCAGGUUCAUGUUGUCAGGAAGACAAGAUGGCGAAAACCCAAAGAAAGGUUUCAAAGCCAGGAACAUUAUCAAUUUUUAUUCCGGAGAAGGCUGCGAACCUGGACUUCCCAGACUGUGAUGAAACAGCAGAUUAUUUUCGCUCUAACUGGUUGGUGUCUUCACAUUCAUCACAACGCAGAAAUCUGGGCACCAGAGGUGACAGAACUGAUGUGUCCAAAGGACAGAGUUACAAAUCAUCUGGAAACAAGAACAUUCACUGUGAAAGUUAUAAUGAUUUUACUGUCUCCUCCAUAUGCUCUUUCACCACCUCAUCAUCAAGCUUACCCCCUGACAAAUAUAGCAAUGAAAAAUUGUCCACCAGACACCGGUGUAAAUUGCUGAACAAUGACACAACUACGAAGGACCUGCAUGAACAGAAGUCACUUUGGGCAUCCAAAAUUCCAGUAUAUAUGGAGAGACAAAGUAGCUUUUCAAACAGUCUGUGUCUCAAGUCCCGCAAGGUCAGCCAAGCCAUAACAUCAAGCACCGACAAGUCCCACAAGGUCAGUCAUCCCAUAACAUCAAGCAGACCCAAAGUGAAAACAUCGGCUUCACAUCAUUCCCAGUUUGCUGUGCCAGGAUUACCAAGCUUGCAGAGAAGAUCAUGGCCAUGUGUGACGCGGAGCAGCCUAGAUUGCAUAGAUAUCAAGACCCUGAAUUCCAUUUUGGAUCAAGCUUUAAGAACAGCCAAGAGCAUGCAGAGAACCUCUGAGAGGAUGGUGCAACAGCUGACCGCAGAUAUGGUUAAUCGUCCUCCUUACAGCAGCUCCGACAGCUGCACACAGACCUACCCAUUCCACAAUAAAAUCUGAAUUGUGUGGAAUUCAGAAUCUCCUGUCUGUAUAUACAUAUUUGAAGGGUGGGACAUUCUUACUAGAUAUACAAGGUUGUGCCUAAUAGUAUAUCCACGGCACAGAUGACUAUAUUGUAUUGCUUA
Pseudophryne corroboree (corroboree frog) is the source of this 3001-nucleotide messenger RNA. RefSeq names its product AKNA domain containing 1 (gene AKNAD1). NCBI's taxonomy places the organism in Eukaryota, Metazoa, Chordata, Amphibia, Anura, Myobatrachidae. Bases 189 to 2876 code for a protein of 895 amino acids. The transcript has 16 exons. The record is from RefSeq and is a predicted model, not a curated record.